CGCCCGUCGAGGAGCGCCGUCCGUCCGCAGUCGCGCGGCUCUCAGUCUGCCGCCACCCGUGCUCCGCGAGGGUCGCUCGACUCCUCUCCCGCCGCCACCGCCGCCGCCGGGCCGUCGAGGGUGCAGUGCUCUAGUCCGGAUCAGACACACACAGACAACAUGCGGUCGCUGCUCGUGUGUACUCUGGUGGCGCUGGCCGCUCACAGCUGCGACUCACAGCAGCACAAGCGGAACAUCGGCGGCUUCCAGCCGGCUCCGGUGGCGCUGGGCAAGUGUACCACCUUCGAGGGCAAGCUCGGAGUCUGCAAGCGCAUCCAGGACCUACAGGGCAACUAUGCCGACGUGGCGCAGGCUCUCAAGAGUCCCUGUAACACCCCCUGCAUCAGCAGAGGAGUGUGCUGUCCGCUUGGCUCCGCACAGUCCGCCGCGACGCCACGAAAAGGCCCCGGUCUCAUCGUGUACGUCGAGCCGCCGCCGGUCACCGUGCGCGUCGAACAGCGCGAGGUGGAGAAGGCCGCUAAAUUCGGCGCCAGCGCGCAGACUCGGCGGCGCCAGCAGGACGCCCAGCUGGUACAGGACAACAUCGUGGUGUCACCGCAGGAGCCGGCCUUCAGUCACAGGAAGCUGCAGCAACCCACCCGCACCGCGCUGAAGAAGAUGAGCGGGGCAGAGGUGGCGCUCUCCGCGUCGAAGAUGAUCGCCAUGGACCAGCACCUGUCCCCACUGGAGUCGGUCGCUGGCCUGGUGAAGGUCACCCUGCGGAACACCAGCCUCGAGGAGACCUGUGAGAAGCCGCUGCGGUGUCGCGACUCCAAGUACCGCACCAUUGACGGCAGUUGCAACAACCUGCAGCACGGACACUGGGGCAGGGCCGAGACGGCGCUGCAGAGGAUCGGAAUGGCCGCCUACGCUGACGGUCUGCUGGAGCCGCGUCGUGCCACCGACAACAGCGAGCUGCCAUCGGCCCGCGUGGUCAGCAUGAUCGUCAUCCCGGCGCACCACGCCGAGAACUCGCGACACAGCAUGCUGCUCAUGCAGUACGGCCAGUUCCUCGAUCACGACAUCACGCACACGCCCAUGAUCGAGACCGAUAACGGUGUGAAGAUCAGCUGCUGCAAGUACGGUGUAAAGGUGCGUGACUCAGAGAUCCACUCGGAGUGCUACCCCAUCGAGAUGCCGCCCAACGACCCGUUCUACGCGCCGUUCGGAGAGCGCUGCAUGGAGAUGGUGCGCUCUGUGUACGCGCCCAGGCCCAGCUGCUACAUGGGACCCCGGGAACAGAUGAACCAGAUCACGGCCUACGUGGACGGCAGCAACGUGUACGGCUCCACCGAGCACGAGAUGAUGGAGCUGCGGGGUCACCGCGGCGGCCUGCUCAAAUCGCGGCCCGUCCAUGGCCACCCCUACCUGCCGGCCGACUCCUUCACCUGCAAGGACGUUAAACAGCCCGAGCAUACCUGCUUCAAGGCCGGUGAUGAGCGGGUGAACGAGCAGGUGGACCUGGUGUUGAUGCACACCCUCUGGAUGCGCGAGCACAACCGGCUGGCUGCGGCUCUGGCCUCUGUGAACCCUCACUGGGACGACGAGAGAUUGUUCCAGGAGGCACGCCGCAUCGUGGCUGCCGAGCUGCAGCACAUCACUUAUAACGAGUUCCUGCCCAUCGUUAUCGGCGGUCGACACAUGGAGAAGACGAAGCUGCUGGCGCCUCUGAAGAGCGGCUUCUCCAACAACUACGACCCGACCAUCAGCGCCGGCAUCACCAACGAGUUCUCCACCGCCGCCUUCCGCAUGGGACACACGCUCAUCCCCGACAACAUCAUCUCGAUGUCGCGAUUCGGUAAUAAGGAGAAGGUGACGCCGCUGCACCGUACACAGUUUACACCGUUCGACCUGUACCGAAAGGACGCCUUCAGUGGCCUGCUCAGAGGCCUGCUCGAGAUGCCCAGCAUGAAGUUCGACAACGCCUUCAGCAAGGAGCUGCUGGGUCGGCUGUUCCAAUUCGAGGGCCUAUUUGGAAUGGACCUUGUUGCUCUGAACAUCCAGCGCGGCCGCGACCACGGCAUCCCGUCCUACAACCAGCUGAGGGAGAUCUGCGGCAUGAAGAAGGCACAGACCUGGAGCGACCUGGCUACCGAGAUCGACUCCGAGACCAUCAGCCGGUUCGCGCUGCUGUACAAAUCGGUCGACGACGUGGAUCUGUUUAUUGGUGGCGUGUCGGAGCGGCCGGUGGAGGAUGCCCUGGUCGGACCGGUGUUCAGAUGUAUCAUCACGGACCAGUUCGCGCGUCAGAAGGCCGGAGAUCGCUACUUCUACGAGGAGGGUGGCCAGACGGGCUCCUUCACACUCGACCAGCUGAAUGAGAUCAGGAAGGUGCGACUGUCGCGGGUCAUCUGCGACAAUGAUGACCAGAUGGAGUGGGUACAGCCGCUCUCCAUGAUCAAGCCCGACCCCAACACGAACCCACGGACAUCCUGUCUGGACACCGGCGUGCUGCCGGUACUGGACAUCACCAAAUGGGCCGAGUGACCGGCACCAGCGGCACCAGUGGCCCUCUGACUGUCCAGGGACUGCACCAGGACCUGUCUGUGUUCUGGUGGCGGUCCGCGGACCGGGCAGCGCAUGGCAGGACUGGGUUUGGGGAAGCAGUUGAUCUCUCAAGGUCCGGCAAGGUCGGCGAAUGGUUGAUAGAUGUGCUGGAUGAUGCCUUGCUUCGCAGAGCGAUGGGUGAUGCUUUAAAUGCGAGGCGUAAGCGGCGGCAGAGCCGCGGAUCAUGAAAGGUUUAAUUAUAUCUUGGUCAAGAUACCUGAUACUUCACUUCAUAACCUGUAUAUGACCUUGUGGGACCAAACACUAGAUACGGUGAAUGCUGGUAAUUAUCGGCGUGUAAUAACCCGUUCGUCUUCCAUGGUCGAGGAGCUGUGUAGAUGAAAUGUGGACGUAACCUAGGCACAGAAGUACACUACAUACGAGCGUCACUUUUAUCGUAGGCUGGUCUGAGUAGAUUACUGUGUAAUGUUGCUCCGUCCCAUUCCCUGUCUGCAAAUAUGAAUGGAUGUUAGAAUAUGAAUUUAUUCUUCUUAGGAGCCGAAGUGUCGUAUUACGGAAAGUGGAAAAGCGGAAUUCAGUGGGUCCACAUGACCACACAACAGGCAGUUGUGAUGAUUCACCUAUGACGAAUUGAGAUAUCGAUGAAUAUAACAAGUACCUGUG
Amphibalanus amphitrite is the source of this 3210-nucleotide messenger RNA. Its product is annotated as peroxidase-like. Gene Ontology annotation, molecular function: heme binding; peroxidase activity. The record is from RefSeq and is a predicted model, not a curated record. The coding region runs from base 160 to 2526 and encodes 788 amino acids. Lineage: Eukaryota; Metazoa; Arthropoda; Thecostraca; Balanomorpha; Balanidae. The transcript has 15 exons. Gene Ontology annotation, biological process: response to oxidative stress.